AUGCUGGAGGAUUCAUUUCAUGCUGGAGGAUUCCUUUCAUGCUGGAGGAUUCAUUUCAUGCUGGAGGAUUCCUUUCAUGCUGGAGGAUUCCUUUCAUGCUGGAGGAUUCCUUUCAUGCUGGGGGAUUCCUUUCAUGCUGGAGGAUUCCUUUCAUGCUGGAGGAUUCCUUUCAUGCUGGAGGAUUCCUUUCAUGCUGGAGGAUUCCUUUCAUGCUGGGGGAUUCCUUUCAUGCUGGAGGAUUCCUUUCAUGCUGGGGGAUUCCUUUCAUGCUGGGGGAUUCCUUUCAUGCUGGAGGAUUCCUUUCAUGCUGGAGGAUUCCUUUCAUGCUGGAGGAUUCCUUUCAUGCUGGAGGAUUCCUUUCAUGCUGGGGGAUUCCUUUCAUGCUGGAGGAUUCAUUUCAUGCUGGAGGAUUCAUUUCAUGCUGGAGGAUUCAUUUCAUUUCGUGCUGGGGGAUUCAUUUCGUGCUGGAGGAUUCAUUUCGUGCUGGGGGAUUCCUUUCGUGCUGGAGGAUUCCUUUCGUGCUGGAGGAUUCAUUUCGUGCUGGAGGAUUCAUUUCAUUUCGUGCUGGGGGAUUCAUUUCGUGCUGGAGGAUUCAUUUCGUGCUGGAGGAUUCAUUUCGUGCUGGAGGAUUCAUUUCGUGCUGGAGGAUUCAUUUCGUGCUGGAGGAUUCAUUUCGUGCUGGAGGAUUCAUUUCGUGCUGGAGGAUUCAUUUCGUGCUGGAGGAUUCAUUUCGUGCUGGGGGAUUCAUUUCGUGCUGGGGGAUUCAUUUCGUGCUGGGGGAUUCAUUUCGUGCUGGGGGAUUCAUUUCGUGCUGGGGGAUUCAUUUCGUGCUGGAGGAUUCAUUUCGUGCUGGGGGAUUCAUUUCGUGCUGGAGGAUUCAUUUCGUGCUGGAGGAUUCAUUUCGUGCUGGGGGAUUCAUUUCGUGCUGGAGGAUUCAUUUCGUGCUGGGGGAUUCAUUUCGUGCUGGAGGAUUCAUUUCGUGCUGGGGGAUUCAUUUCGUGCUGGAGGAUUCAUUUCGUGCUGGAGGAUUCAUUUCGUGCUGGAGGAUUCAUUUCGUGCUGGAGGAUUCAUUUCGUGCUGGAGGAUUCAUUUCGUGCUGGAGGAUUCAUUUCGUGCUGGAGGAUUCAUUUCGUGCUGGAGGAUUCAUUUCGUGCUGGAGGAUUCAUUUCGUGCUGGAGGAUUCAUUUCGUGCUGGAGGAUUCAUUUCGUGCUGGGGGAUUCAUUUCGUGCUGGAGGGUUCCUUUCGUGCUGGAGGGUUUUCCUUUCAUGCUGGAGGAUUCCUUUCAUGCUGGAGGGUUCCUUUCGUGCUGGGGGAUUCCUUUCAUGCUGGAGGAUUCCUUUCAUGCUGGGGGAUUCCUUUCAUGCUGGAGGAUUCAUUUCAUGCUGGAGGAUUCCUUUCAUGCUGCUACGGCAAUUGACCAUUCCGUUUCCUCUCUCUCACCGCCUCGCACAUUGCAGCACCAGGUAUGGUCUUCCUCGGAUGGCACGUUGCGGCUGUGGGAGCUGGCUACGGGCAACUGUGUGCGAGUGUACCAGGGCCACCAGAAGGCUGUUGUGUGCUGUGCUCUCAACGACGGCACCGACCUCCCGCCUGCCUGA
Closterium sp. Naga37s-1 is the source of this 1599-nucleotide messenger RNA. NCBI's taxonomy places the organism in Eukaryota, Viridiplantae, Streptophyta, Zygnematophyceae, Desmidiales, Closteriaceae. The record is from the annotation of a GenBank genome assembly.